AUAUAACGAUUCGAUUUCCAUACCCGUGAAACACAAACAUUCCGCCCACGUCCCCCUAACCGACCUCGGACCACUUUGCGCUCGCAGAAGUUAAACGCCGUUAAAAUAAACACGUUGGCACCGUCGAGCCAUCCGGAUGGAGGCCGUGCGCAACGCGCUCGGCUUGGAGUGGAUGGGCGGAGGGACCGUUUUGAUAUUUCUGUUCGUUCUGCUGCUGUUCGCGGAUGUUUGGAAGAACCGAGCUCCGCCGAACUUCCCCCCGGGGCCCUGGGCUCUUCCUUUCAUCGGGGACCUGCAUCGCAUGGACCACCGCAGAUUCCACCUGCAGAUCGGAGAGUUUGCAGCGAAAUAUGGAAACAUCUUCAGCCUCCGGCUCUUCGGCGGAAGGAUCGUGGUCCUCAACAGCUACAAGCUUGUGAGAGAGGCCCUGGUCCUAAAAGGAGAGGACUACGUGGACCGCCCCUACAUACCGCUGUUCGAUGCAUUGACCUGCAACAAAGGUCUGGUGAUAACAAAUGGCCACCAGUGGAAGCAGCAGAGGAGAUUUGCUAUCCGUACACUCAGAAACUUUGGCGUGGGCAAGAAGAGCCUGGAGCUGUCCAUCCAGCAGGAGUGUCAUUACCUCACGGAGGCGUUUGCCCUUCAGCAAGGCGAGCCUUUUGAUGCCCAGCCGCCGAUCAACCAGGCCGUGUCCAACAUCAUCUCCUGCCUGGUGUUUGGGGAACGCUUUGAAUACUCUGACAAGCAGCACCAGUUCAUGCUUCAGGCCUUCACCGAGUUAGUGUACCUAGAAGGAGGCUUUUGGGCACAGGUGUAUAACGUCGCCCCCUGGCUGAUGAGGCGGCUCCCCGGACCUCACCAGAGGAUGUUCUCUCUGGUCAAAACCCUCCUGGACUUCAUUCAAGUGAAGGUCGAAGAGCACAAAGAGAGCCUGGACGCCUCCUCGCCGAGGGACUACAUCGACUGCUUCCUCGUGGAGAUGGGAGAGAAGGAGGACGAGGACGCCGGCUACGACUUCAAGAACCUCUGUUAUUGCACCAUGGACCUGUUUGUUGCUGGCACUGAAACCACGACGACCACGUUGCACUGGGGACUGCUCUACAUGAUCCACUACCCUCACAUACAAGCGGCGGUCCAGGCCGAGAUCGACUCCGUGGUGGGUUCCUCCAAGCAGCCCUCCAUGUCUGACAAGGAGCAGAUGCCGUACACGGACGCCGUCCUCCACGAGAUCCAGAGGAUGGCCAACAUCCUGCCGCUCAAUCUGGUCCACAUGGCCGGCCGGGACACCACGCUGGGGGAGUUCACGUUCCCCAAGGGCACCAUCAUCAUGCCGGCGCUCACAUCGGUGCUCCGAGACGAGUCCAUGUGGGAAACGCCGCACGCCUUCAACCCGCAGCACUUCCUGGACCAGGACGGCAACUUCAGGAAGAGGGAAGCGUUCCUUCCCUUCUCAGCGGGUAAACGCAUGUGUCUCGGGGAGCCGCUGGCCCGGAUGGAGUUGUUCCUCUUCUUUACCUCCCUCCUCCAGAGGUUCUCCUUUUCGCCGCCGGCCGGAGAGAAACCCGGUCUGGAGUUCAAGCUCGGAGCGACUCUGUGCCCCAAACCGUAUCGCCUCCGCGCCGCUCCGCGCUGAGCCGGGGCCUCGAACCCACGUGGGCCUCGAACCCACGUGGGCCUCGAACCCACGUGGGCCUCGAACCCACGUGGGCCAUACAGCUGCUGUAGAUUAACAGUGUCUGUCUGUUUGAGUGUGUGUGUGUGUGUGUGUGUGUGUGUGUGUGUGUGUGUGUGUGUGUGUGUGUGUGUGUGUGUGUGUGUGUGUGUGUGUGUGUGUGUGUGUGUGUGUGUGUGCGUGUCUGUCUGUCUGUCUCUUUUAUUAUAAUUUGAUCAAACAUAAUGUGGACAUUUUGUUUUUCAUCUUAAUCAAUCGUCUUUUAAAACAUAUUUUAUGUUAUUAAUGUAACCUACUGUAAAAAAAAUUAGCCUUUCUAUUGCCUAAAAAAAAAAAAACACUGUUAACUAAAAACUGAAAUACUGAAACAGCAGAUUUGCUAAACCUUUACUUUUUUUCUUUUUUUUACAUUACAGAAAGCAGCACUUUUGAAGCUAUUUUUCUUCUUUUUUGUUAACUUUUGUGAACUGACAUAUAAAAACAUGAAAGUUUA
Cyclopterus lumpus (lumpfish) is the source of this 2165-nucleotide messenger RNA. RefSeq names its product cytochrome P450 2J1-like. Gene Ontology annotation, biological process: xenobiotic metabolic process. Gene Ontology annotation, molecular function: heme binding; iron ion binding; oxidoreductase activity, acting on paired donors, with incorporation or reduction of molecular oxygen, reduced flavin or flavoprotein as one donor, and incorporation of one atom of oxygen. The record is from RefSeq and is a predicted model, not a curated record. NCBI's taxonomy places the organism in Eukaryota, Metazoa, Chordata, Actinopteri, Perciformes, Cyclopteridae. Gene Ontology annotation, cellular component: intracellular membrane-bounded organelle; cytoplasm. The transcript has 9 exons. The coding region runs from base 137 to 1633 and encodes 498 amino acids.